GUGAGGCCGAACCGGGAGUGGGCAUCGCGCCGAAGCCCGGGCGGGCGGGGAGCAACGGCCGCGGACGCCGCGGGACCGCGUCAUUGAGGGCCGGGGGCGGGCGGAGAGCGCGGGCCGCUCGGGCCUGGGCUGCCGGCGCCAUGGGCAACCGCGGGAUGGAAGAGUUGAUCCCGCUGGUGAACAAGCUGCAAGACGCCUUCAGCUCCAUCGGCCAGAGCUGCCACCUGGACCUGCCGCAGAUCUCCGUGGUGGGCGGCCAGAGCGCCGGCAAGAGCUCGGUGCUCGAGAACUUCGUGGGCCGGGACUUCCUUCCCCGAGGUUCAGGAAUCGUCACCCGGAGACCUCUUAUUCUGCAGCUCAUCUUCUCAAACACAGAAUAUGCCGAGUUUUUGCACUGCAAAUCCAAAAAGUUUACAGACUUUGAUGAAGUCCGACAAGAGAUUGAAGCGGAGACCGACAGGGUCACGGGGACCAACAAAGGCAUUUCCUCAGUGCCCAUCAACCUGCGGAUCUACUCGCCACAUGUGUUGAACCUGACCCUCAUCGACCUCCCGGGCAUCACCAAGGUGCCCGUGGGGGACCAGCCCCCAGACAUCGAGUACCAGAUCAAAGACAUGAUCCUGCAGUUCAUCAGCCGGGAGAGUAGCCUCAUCCUCGCUGUCACCCCUGCCAACAUGGACCUGGCCAACUCGGACGCCCUCAAGCUGGCCAAGGAGGUCGACCCCCAAGGCCUGCGGACCAUUGGCGUCAUCACCAAGCUGGACCUGAUGGAUGAAGGCACCGAUGCCCGAGACAUCCUGGAGAACAAGCUGCUGCCCCUGAGGAGAGGCUACAUUGGCGUUGUGAACCGCAGCCAGAAAGAUAUUGAGGGCAAGAAGGACAUCCGUGCGGCACUGGGGGCCGAGAGGAAGUUCUUCCUCUCCCACCCGGCCUACCGGCACAUAGCAGACCGUAUGGGCACCCCACACCUGCAGAAGGCCCUGAAUCAGCAACUGACCAACCACAUCCGAGAGUCGUUGCCGUCCCUGCGCAGCAAGCUGCAGAGCCAGCUGCUAUCCCUGGAGAAGGAGGUGGAGGAAUACAAGAACUACCGGCCUGAUGACCCCACACGCAAAACCAAAGCCCUGUUGCAGAUGGUCCAGCAGUUCGGGGUGGACUUUGAAAAGAGGAUUGAGGGCACUGGAGACCAGGUGGACACACUGGAGCUCUCGGGGGGUGCCCGGAUCAACCGCAUCUUCCACGAACGGUUCCCCUUUGAGCUGGUGAAGAUGGAGUUUGAUGAGAAGGACUUAAGACGGGAGAUCAGCUAUGCCAUCAAGAACAUCCACGGAGUCAGGACGGGACUCUUCACCCCCGACAUGGCCUUUGAAGCCAUUGUGAAAAAACAGAUUGUAAAACUCAAAGAGCCGAGUUUGAAGUGUGUUGACCUCGUGGUCUCAGAACUGGCCACAGUCAUUAAAAAGUGUUCCGAGAAGCUCAGCUCCUACCCCAAGUUGCAAGAGGAGACGGAACGGAUUGUCACCACUUACAUCCGAGAACGGGAGGGGAAAACCAAGGACCAGAUUCUUCUUCUGAUUGACAUUGAGCAGUCGUACAUCAACACGAACCACGAGGACUUCAUUGGAUUUGCCAACUGUUACUAUACUGAGCAGCUGGUGACCGGCGCCCAACAGAGGAGCACGCAACUGAACAAGAAGAGAGCCAUCCCCAACCAGGGGGAGAUCUUGGUGAUCCGCAAGGGCUGGCUGACCAUCAACAACAUCAGCCUGAUGAAGGGCGGCUCCAAGGAGUACUGGUUCGUGCUGACGGCAGAGUCCCUGUCCUGGUACAAGGAUGAGGAGGAAAAAGAGAAGAAAUACAUGCUGCCUCUGGACAACCUCAAAAUCCGCGACGUGGGGAAGGGUUUCAUGUCCAUCAAGCACAUCUUUGCCAUCUUCAACACAGAGCAGAGGAACGUCUACAAGGACCUACGGCAGAUCGAACUGGCCUGUGACUCCCAGGAGGAUGUGGAUAGCUGGAAGGCUUCGUUCCUCCGGGCCGGCGUCUACCCUGAAAAGGACCAGGCAGAGAAUGAGGAGGGAGUCCAGGAGAACACCUUCUCCAUGGACCCGCAGCUGGAACGGCAGGUGGAGACCAUUCGCAACCUGGUGGACUCAUAUGUGGACAUCAUCAACAAGUCCAUCCGUGACCUCAUGCCAAAGACCAUCAUGCACCUCAUGAUCCACAACACCAAGGCCUUCAUCCACCGCGAGCUGCUGGCCUACCUGUACUCUUCGGCGGACCAGAGCAGCCUCAUGGAGGAGUCGGCUGACCUGGCCCAGCGGCGAGAAGACUUGCUGCGCAUGUACCACGCGCUCAAGGAGGCGCUCAAGAUCAUCGGGGACAUCAGCACCAGCACUGUGUCCAUACCCGUGCCCCCACCUGUUGACGACACCUGGCUUCAGAGCGCCAGCAGCCACAGCCCCACUCCACAGCGCCGACCCACGUCCAGCGUGCACCCCCCCGGCCGGCCCCCAGCAGUGAGGGGCCCCACCCCGGGGCCUCCUCUGACCCCCAUGCCAGUGGGGGCAGCAGCCUCCCUCUCGGUGCCCCCCGUCCCAUCCCGGCCUGGACCCCAGAACGCGUUUGCCAACAACGACCCCUUCUCAGUCCCGCCUCAGAUCCCGUCGCGGCCAGCUCGGAUUCCACCCGGCAUUCCGCCUGGAGUGCCCAGCAGAAGACCCCCUGCGGCACCCGGUCGGCCCACCAUUAUCCGCCCAGCUGAGCCAUCCCUGCUCGACUAGGCAGGGGGCAUGUUCUCAGGGGGUCCUUGUGCGCCUAUGGUGCUGGAGCUUUGGUGGUCUGGGCCCCUCUGCCGCCUCUGGCCCCCGUCACCGUGCUGGGACUAGGUUCCCUGAGGCAGCCCGACUCCUCCCUGACCCUGGCGCCCAUCCCCAGCUGGACACAGCACCGACGGGGAGCCCUCGGGUGCAGGGAGCCAGGGGUUGCACUUUGGGUCAGGGUGCCUGGGGGUAGCAGAGGAGGGGUACACCCUGGCGCCCUCCUGAAUAAGGAUCCUGGCUGGGGCGGGAGACUCAUCCACAGCUUCUCUGGCCAGGAAAGCCUGAGUCAACUAGGCCUUCUGGAAACUGGGGUACCUGUACCCGCCCCCGUCCUUUGAGGGGCGCAGGGAACGUGCCCACUGCUCAGCAGCGGGAGCUCUGGGCGGUGAGCCAGGCCCGGGGCGGCCAGGGUUGUGCAUGUUCCUUCUUGGCUGCACUAACCGCACGGCCCGGCCUCUGCUGCCAGAGGCGCCCUUGCCAGGUGGGGAGCCUCAUCCCCGCCGGCCUUGCUUUCCUCUCAACCCCCCUCCCUGGCCCCCAGGGCAGCUGGGCUGGGGGCUGAGUGCGUGGGGAGGCUUUGGGGGCCCCUCAGCUGCCACCCAGGCCCCCCCAACAGGGUGGGCCCCCCAGCCUCUCCCUGAACUCCCUUGAGCUCUUCGCGCUCACUCCCUGCUCAGUUUGACCACUGUAAGUGCCUGCACUCUGUGUCCUAUUAAUAAACUAAAAUAAAGGGAAGAAGCUUCUGGUG
Molecule: messenger RNA, 3570 nt
Organism: Manis pentadactyla (Chinese pangolin)
Lineage: Eukaryota; Metazoa; Chordata; Mammalia; Pholidota; Manidae
Gene: DNM2
Product: dynamin 2
Exons: 22
Coding region: 141-2783 (880 amino acids)
Cellular component (GO): cytoplasm; microtubule; membrane
Molecular function (GO): GTPase activity; microtubule binding; GTP binding
Source: RefSeq, a predicted model, not a curated record